CGUUUGUCGCGGACGCUCGUGCACGAUAUUUUGCAUUUUCCUCGACCUCGCACGCUCGCCGCCGCUGCAGUCACCAGUCGACAGUCGAUCGCCCCUCGUUGUUGUUCCGAUUGCAAUUUAUCUUGCGCACUGCCGCCGAGUGUAAAAGUUCGGACGAUCGCAUUAUCUAUUUCUAUCUUUUGCCCACGGGGUUUUGUUAUCCCACGGGCUCUCAGCGCCGCGUAAUUUCUGGGACGCAUGUAGCGGGAUAAACGUAUUAUAAUCGAACAAAAGAAUACCGGACGUUAUUCGUACGGUUAUUUAUUUAUUAUUAUUAUUAUUAUUUGUUUGCUGCCCGUAAUUGAUACGCACAGGUUCUUGCGCGUCCGCGAUAAACGCGUUUACACCUUGCCGUCGUUCAGCGCCGUCCAUCGCGAUCCGCAGUGAUCACCGAAAGGAACGACAUCAUAUUAUUAACCGUUAUCGCCCGGUCCACGAGAACGCGACGAGAUGAACAAGUGGUGGCUGCUCGCCACGGCCGUGUCGUUACUCGUCGUCUGCGCGGCGGACGCCAAGAAGAAAUGGAAAGCCGACGAAGACUUUGAAUUCGAAGAGGUAACGUAACAGCAAUAAUGGCCGUUAUUAAAUUGGCAAAAAUAUAGCGUUGUUCUACACGCGUUACCGACGUUUAUUUCACAGUCGACAUUGGCGCGGGGAAUCAAUGGUGCAGUGGGUAACUACGACGCUGUCGCGUUGGGGCUGCGAGAUAAUAUCAUAAUACCUUUUAUUGUAACGGGCGUACCUACGCGUUUUCGGGGGUCCAUUGUGCGCGUGCAGACUGUGCGGCUCCACCACACCGUCGCGGCGUUUUGUGUUUUCGGUAUUAUUUUGAGGUUGUGCGGCGGCGGCGGCGACGGGACCAGGUGUCCCGUGUGUGCCGCAUCUUUUCUUUGUUCAAUGCAUUUUUAUAUAUAUAUAUAUAUAUGUAUAUACAAUGCACGGUGCGCUAUUAUCAUUACAUUAUUAUUAUUGUACACAUAUUAUAAUACCACCUACCCAUUAUAAGGAUAUUGUACAGGUAAUAUAUAACGGACGUCCGUCUUUGACGGUGACAAUAAUAAUAGUAAUAAUAACAAUUCCCGGUCACAGUGCGUUUAGACAGCCGCCGUCCGAUGGCUCGAAAAAAAGACGCUUUAUUGGAUUCAGAAAUUUAGUAAAAAAAAAAAAAAAAAAACCUCACGUUUCCUCGAUGUCUAUGCCGUGUCCGCGCCACAUUACGCCUGCCAUUUGGACGAUACCGUCGUGCCGCACGCGACCUUGGCCCGAAUUUUCGAUCCUCUUUUCGCGUUUUUCUCAUAUUUAACCGUCGGUAUAACUACCCGAUUUAUCCGCGUAUAGUUAUUGUAUUUUCGGUCUGUCUACCCCGGUACCUACGUUGUGCUAAACUGCCACGACACCCUAAUAUGCCCGGUGUGUUACUGUGUGCCUGUUACUCGCGGAUUGGAAAAUAUCCAAAUACGCUCGGGCGUAACGUAAACGCCCGUACACAACUGUACGCCGCCGGUCGACAACUUUUUGUUGGUUUCUCCUCCCCCCCCGCCUCGAGAUUCCGAUUUUAUUUCAAAAAUCAAUCGGUUUUUUACGACGGACUCCUAAUAAUAAUAAUAAUUAUAGUUAUUAUCAUCGAAAAACCAUCGGCGCACCUGCCAUAAACAUUACUAACAUCACUAUACAUUUACAGGUGUAGCGCAAACUUUUACCGUUUUGUUUUUCCGCGAAAAGGACGACCGCCCCAUCAACGAAACACGCGCACAACCCUUGGUCACCGCCGUACCGUAAUACACCAUAAUACCGUAUUAUUGUACACUAUUGUACCUACCUGUAUCGGAUUGGGUACUUGUUAUUUGCUGCAAGUCGUAAAUAAUGUUCGCGGGUCAAAACAUCAUGACGCGAUUUACCAAUUGGAAAAUAGCGAACGAAUUCAUCGCGUGUCCGUCCCGCGAUAAUUAUUAUGCAUACGCAUACGUGCGUCUAGUUCGUCCCACGUUCGACAGACCGAUCGUGGGUGUCGCAUGCGCGGACCCUGAACGAAAUAGUAUCCGCAUCGAUUUCCCGAAUUGUUGUACGGCCGUAGGAUGGAUUUCCGAAAUCAAUAACGAUAUUUAUGCCGUAUCUAAAUCGUCGUUUAACGCCCAAAUUAUUUCGGUUUCCUACGAACACACCCAUAUUACGGUGUGUUAUCCUCUGGCCGUGCUAAUUAUCGUCGCGCGUUUUUCAAUACGGCCGGUGCCCGCCGCAAACCCCGCGUAUCACGUUUUGUGACAUUGUGCGUUGCUGUUGUUGUUUUUUUUCGGCCGAUUGUUAACGAUAUUUUAACAAAACAAAAUAACGGUAUUCUAGGCGAAAACGAGUGACAUCAGUUACCUACCUACAUAAACAGGUAGGUACAAUAUAACAACGUAUUAUAUUGUAUAAUGACGUAAUUCACUUUAAUGCGCCCAUAUACACGACACCCGUUUUUCAAGGUACAAAUAAAUGUAAUAUAAAAUAAUAAUUUUAACAGGUGUUUGAAAAAAAAUCCCGCCGAAAAACCGAUCGUAAUGGUAAUUAUUAAUCAUUAUCGUAUAUUAUAGGUACUAUAUAUAAUAUACAGCUUUGCGAAUGGAAAAACGUAUUCGGCCGGACGUACUUAUUAAUCGAAAAAAAAAAAAAAAAAAUACUUUUUAUAGGUAUAAUGUCUGGUAACAUAAAUACCCGUGCACGAGUAAUACGAGUAUACUUAGUAUCGGCGUAUUAUCACGCGCCGCGCACCAGCUAUUAUUGUGAUUAGGAGGUGUAACCUAACCGAAAACGAGGAAAAAAAAAAGUGUUACAUUUAGUCGAACCUUGUGGUGUUGGGGUAAAAAAAAAAAAAAAAAAAACUGCGCUCGGCGUGUCCCGCGGUGUAUCUACGCUGUACAGUAUCCGUGCACGGUGGUAUUAAACAUAAUAUUGUUAUUAUUAUUAUUGUAGAGGGAGCGACGACGUUGGGACUGGUUUUUCGUCCGUAACAGGUUUUCUAAAGACUUCACGCACAUACGUUCAAGUGUGCGUGCGUGCGUGCGUGCGUGAGUGCGUGUGUGUGCGCGUGUGUAUGUGUGUGUGUGUGUGUGUGUGUGUGUGUGUGUGUGUGAGCGUUUAGAGUAUAAUGCGCGUAGAACCACCACCACCGCCACCGCCGCCGCCGCCACCGCCGCCGCCACCGCCACCGCCACAGUUACCACCACCGCACACGUACGUGCACAGGUCAUCGCCGCCCCGAGCCGCUCUUUAUUGGUUCGAAUAAAGCUAUAAAAGGACGACAAAGACACCGGUCGCAGUCCUUUUGGCAGCCAUAGCGGGUCCUCCGUGCCAACGCGUAAUACUGUACGCGCGGUGGCUUACCCUUUUCGUUUUUUUCCCCCCUUAACACACGGUUGAAGGUGUAUAUUACCAUUAUAAUAAUGCACAGUCAGUAUAGCCGUAUAGGUACUUGCAUCGUAAUAUUAUGACGACGGGAACGGAAAUUUGGGUUCGCGCGAUGAUAUUCAUUAGUACAAUAUAGAUUUUAACUGCACUACCCAUAUAAAAAAAAAAAACAAAACAAAAUCAUUAUUUUUCAGGAAUUUCGAAUAGACGGGGCUGAGAUAUAAUAUUUUUAAUAAAGGAAUUAUUUGCAAAGUGAGCAGCGAGGUCUAUGGCCCACACCCCCGAUAGAAUAAACAUAUUUAAAUAAUAUAUGCAUUAUUAUAUACAUAAUAUAUGUGAUUAUUAUUACUAUUAUAACAUCUUUAAUUUGCAUUAUUUGGCUGUCAUGAUACGUAAAAUGAUUCAUCCGUCAAAUUUUAAUAUGGGAAAUUGUACUCAGGCACCCAGAUAUUGUUUUAAAAUAGCCAGUUCAAAUAAUUCAAUACUUUGAAUACUGUAUAAAAAAACUAAAAAUGCAGGAAAUACCAAUUGCGUGUAAGCGUUAAAAUUUAAUUACGAAUUCUGUUCAGCACUGUUUUUAAAAUACAAUAAUUUAUCAGUUAUUAUACGAUUAACAAUAGUCGUUCAAAUUAUUUAUUUUUAUAACGUUUUUGUUCUACAUACCAACAUUAUUUUCGUAAAUACGAAGACAUAUUUUUUCCAGAACUAAAUUCAUCAAGUUUGUCUGAAUGAUUACCAAUUAAUUUCUUGUUCAAAGUAGAUUUGUAAUACUUUUUUAAAUAAAAAAAAAAAAUUUUAAAUAAAUUAUUUUUAGUGGUAACUAUUUAAUUAAUAUAGACGAGGUAUAACUAGUGAUAAUAAUAAAUUAAUUCUUACAUUGGUACCUAUACAAUUAUGGAAAUCGUGAUGUGAUCAUUGCCAAGAUUCAUAUGGAAAGAAACCAGGGUCGUAUUAACUCACUUGUAGAUACUUCAAGACCUAACAGUUUUUUUUUUUUAAACAACACAAUAAUAUUAAUUUCUUAUUUCUUGGCUUGUGUGCUUCAAAGGACUCUUCCUCGACGUAUAGGUACGUGCCUAUCUACAAUAUUGUAAUUCCUGAUUGUUUAACGUAUGUUUAUUAUUUUGGUCAUUAUAGUAUUGUAGUAAUUUUUCGGAUGAAUAAAAUAAGCCAGUUUGAUAAAUAGCACGCAGUUAAGAAAUAAUCGAUUAGCUAUUAAAUAUCACGUUUUAUAAUUCUGAUGUAUUGUGUUGUGAAUUUGAAACUGUUUUUUUUUCGAAGGAAAGGAAAUAAAAAAUGUUAGAUUUUCCAAAAUAAAUUUGCACAUAGCCACAAAGUGUUUCGAAAUGACAGUUCUAGUGUAUUUUGGUCCCACAAAUAGUUUUAAACCCGUGUAGCGAAAAUACCGUUUUGUCUCGGUUGUGAAAAUGCCACAGUAUAACGCGUACCUUAUGAUGUUUGUGAUUAAAUAGGCGUAUAAAAUAUGUACAUUGAUUAGAUGUUGGUACAUUAGUAUAUAAUUUAUUCGAAAUACCUCUUGGACUAAGUUGAACUAUUAUUUUUUUUUCUAAUUGAUCUAGUUAUUAUUUGUUUUCUCUAUCUAUAUUCUACCUGUAUAUCAGGAAUUAUAGAAGGUUUAAAUGCUAUAUAAGUGUUUUACUAAACGUUGAUUUAAUCUAUAUCUGGGUAAUUUCUUUGACUAAAGCGAUAUUCGGUACAUUAAAUUUAUCAUUAGCAUUAUUUUAAGUUUAUUUGAAUUUAUUGUUGUUACCCAAAUGUUUUCUAUAUAACCUACACUCUUACUCGGAGGAGAAAACAUUUUUAAUUAAUUUUAUCCGAAAUUUUUGUUAUGUAUUUCAUUAGGUAAUUUUUUAAAAUUCUUUGUAGUUUUGUAAUAAUGUGGAUAAAAAAAAUUAAACUAAUAAUUUACGGAACAAAAUCGAUUUUUAUUAUUUUUUUUAAAAAAAAUAGUUUCUUUAAUAAAUAACAAGAUAUCUGACUAAUCAAUUAGAAAAUAGAAAAUACUACCCACCAUUUGUAUGCCUAAUUUUUCUAUACAUAGAGUUUAACUGCCGAAUAGAUUUGAGUUUUUCAUUUCAAAUGAUUUGACUGUAAGAGUGUUACAUUUUAUUAUAGGAAGGCAUAAAAUAUCCCCUUCCACUAUCCUUUAUUUUGUCAGUUCAAUACAAACGAUCAUUCGUAGUACCCAAAGCUUUCAUUGUUUAGCAGCUGUUGCCGGUUAAUUAAAAAAGACUUUUAAGGGUGUUAAAGCUAUUAAACCUUUUUUUUAAAUGUGAAGUUCAAUGACAAUUUGUCGGCAAAAUGACAUUUUUCAGCCACCAUCGUUGUUGUCUCUGAAUAAUAAUCGAUCACUGUAUAGGUAUAGACAAGUGAGCAUUUAUUAACUUGGGUUUUGUUGGCGUUAAAAAAAACGAACGAAGCGAAAAAUCGUACAAAAUAGGGUGGUAGCUAGCAGAAAUAAUGGUUAUUAUUGUCCGAAUUCAAGAGAAAACAGUUAGGGUUAUCGACGAGGAGGUGGAAAGGAAAUUGGCUGAACUGGAGAUUUGUCUGCGUCAACUGAAAUGAGGGAAGCGCCUUGGGGCUUUCGCCUUGUUAUUAUUGUCCUACGUUUCAGAAAAUUUAAACUGAGUUUAAAUAAAAGGGUCUUUUUUGUGACAAUAUUGAAACACCCUUACGUUUGUUUUUACCGAAACAAUCUUAUUACACUCGUACAUUUGAACAAAGUAUAUUAUUAAUAUGUAUUAUUUUAUGAUUAAAUUAGCUAAUUAGGAUAAUAUUUUUAAAUGCCAACGCACCACCUAGUUUUUUUUUUUAUUAUUCUUAUUGAUAUACCUACAAAAUACAAAUAAUAAUGCUACAACUCACGCUAUAAUAUCCUUAAUCAACUAAUAACUAUAUAGAUAAAUAAAAACAUAUAUAUAAGAAGUCUAUGUAUCUAUUUUUUUUUUUUUAAAUAUCUGUAGUAAUUAUUAUUUGAUAGACUUUAUAUUAAUAUUUGUUUUUUUAUUUUAUUUUAUUCCAAGUUUUAAAUAUUUUAAUGCCAGUUAAUAAUGUUGUUAAAUAUUGGGAAGGAAAAACGUGUAUACAGUGAUAUUAGUUUACAAUUAUUUGAAUUGACACUGAUUAAAGGUUGUCGUGAAUAUAAAGCUUUAUUAUUAUUCAAUAACAGUGUGCCAAUAUUAUGAUUUUGUUUAUAUAAUAUACUAUGUACGUCUUAUUUAGUAUGCAAAAAUGUAAAAUGUAGAGGAGUUCAUAAUAGAGGAGUAAACAGGAAAACUAUUUAUUUUUCUAUGAGUAUUAUUUUUAACGUUUUGGCCUCGAUGUUAAAUGAAGUUGCUAUAAAGCGUUUUGCAUUAAUACGCAUAAUAUACUUCUUUGGUUGUGUGAAAAUAUUUACUACAAAUAAUUCCACGCGUCAUAUUUUAUGGAAAAUAUUGAGUUAAAAUAAUUAAGUACCUAAUUGAAUAAUGAUUAUUCUACUACACAAAUUUGAUUUACUUAAUAGUAAAAAAAUAUAUAGGUGAGUAUUAAUCAUAAAUCAUUGCUCAAAUGAAAAGAAAUACCUAAACUAUAUGUGUACUUACCCAAAUACCUUUUUUUAUCUAGGCAUAAUGUUUAUUAAAUUGUUUUUUUUUUUUGAAACAUGCGUCAGAGACCAAUAAUUUAUCAAUGAGUUAUAGUUAUAGUAUAUUAUAAAGUAUACAUUAUACCUACUUCAUUAGUGUGAAAUAACAUUGACCGUAGUUAAGCGAAGGUUGAUGUCGGGGUGUAGUAUAUUACUGAAUGGUUUUCAUGAUUUCUUUCUGGCACGAUAUAUUUUUCUGUAUAUUUUAUUACUGUUACUUGUCAGGGUGCCAAACACGAAAUUUUCAUCAACAGGAACAUUUUAUUCAAUGGGAUUUUAGAACGUGACAUAAAUCCAUGUUAUUGUUAUUGUUGUUGUUACCUAUAAAACAAAAUAGUGAUAUGAAACAAAAUAGUUAUUAAAUAUAAUACAAUCUUAUUGACUGUCGGAUAAAUUUAAAUUUGUCUAUUUUACAUUUCCUUUUGGACUGGUUGUUUAAUAAGUUGCAUCUGUAAUUUAUUUACACGAAUUAUACUAUCAAAAUUAUCUCUAUUGAGUUUUGAUUUUUUCAAAUGAUUUCUUUAAUUAACUACUCACAUUUUAUGUAUUUUACAAACAAAUAAAUUAAUUUCAAAACAAAUUGCUGAGUUGCGAGUUAGUUGUUAGUACCCGUGCUUUUUAAAUGCAUUGGAAAUAACCAUUGUGCAAUGUGCAUAGUGCACAUACUACAUAGGUGCUCAUAGGGUUAUGUUCAGGAGAGGGAAAAACUGGAACUGGUUUUCCAAACACGCAUUUAAUAAGUAUUAUAUGGUGUCCUACAGUAUUAAUGCUAUCUGAGUCGGGUUUUGUGUCCGGGGGAGAGGGGCACAAAUUUAGAGAAAAACUAAAUUUAAUUUUUAUUUUUAUCCCUUAAUCACAGAAAAAUAACUUUAUUUUUUCACUUUUUAAAAUGUUCAAAUAGUAAAUUUGUAAAAUAUACUAUUCUAAAAUGUUAAAUGUUUCAUAAUAUUCAUAUCCGGUCAAUAUCGGAUAUGUUAAUAAUAGCCGUAAUAUCUACAGAAAGGUGUGAAAAACAAGACUACCACGUUAUACGAUAGCGAAUUAUAGUCGCAAUACAAGAUAAGAAUUGUUGAAAUUAAAACGGCUAUUAUUAAAAAACUCUUGGUUAGAUAGGAAUGUAUGAUACAUUAAAAUUCUUAAAGAAUUAUGUAUUUUACAAUUCUUGCUAUUUUUAACAUUUUAAAAAGUGGAAAAACAAAAUUAUUAUUUGUUCAGUGAUUAAGAAGGAUGUCUUUGUAUAAAUAUAGAUAAAUUAGUAUAAGAACACAGGAUCUGUAAAAAAUGCUAUAGUAGGUCCAUUAAGAGAGGGUAAAUCAAAAUCAUCCAUGGAUGCAUGCAGGCUCUGUACAGCGUACUUCCUGCGACAAGGCUUAAUUGAUUAUUAGUUUUAAUAUUUUCCAAGAGGGAUAUGUUCCCUUCUUGCCCUCCUCAUUAGACGUCCAUGAGCACAUAUUAUAUAUAUAUAAUAUAUAGACUUUAUAGAAAAUUUGGAAAAUCUCAUAAAUUGGAUAAAAAGAUAAGAUGAGGAUUUAGUUUCUUGGCUAACUUUCAAAAACAGUGGAAUUGGAUUUAUUAUUAAUGUCUUACAUCUUACUUUUACGAACGAAAGUUGUAUACAAGCAUUUUAUUGGAUAACAAUAUUUUAUUUCUAGAGUCGUCAAAGAGUACAACUAAUUUUUUGUAAACAAUAGUAUCUAUAUUAAUAAAAUAAAGUUUUUGUUUAUCUGUGCGUGAUCCACAACUGAAUCACUGAAUUGCAGCACUCAGAAGCCUGGAAAUUAGGUAUAGAGUAGAUGAAUUGGUUCAUAUUCAUCUCAAAAUCAGAUUUCUGAAGUUCAACCCUUAAUGGGGGGAGGGGGGCUGACACGAGUUUUUUUUUGUGUUAUGGAACGAAAAUUAAAAUAUUUUUAUUUAUUUAUGAGUAACCCGGAUGUCAAAUUAUAAUAAAUUAUAAAGCGUAUUACCUAUAUUUAUAAUUUUACAAGAGGGGUAUGUAGAUGUAUUGAAAGCUAGGUAGACACGUUAAAUUGAAUUUAUUAUAUUUAUUUCGGUUUUUGAAACGAUUAUUUUUACAAUAGAUAUAAUUAGAUUAUAGUUUAAAAAUAAUAUUUUAUAUAAUAUUAGUUAAUGUAAUGGUUAAUCAAUUUGAAUUAUUUUAGUAAAAUAGUAUUUAUAUCGGCUUUUCUUAUUUAAAAUAUGUUUAUAAAAUGUAUUCACAAUUAUACUAUAUAUUGUACUAUAACCAUAUAAAAUACCAACUCUUUGGAAAUUUGAGUUUUCAAAUAAUGAUAUUAUAUUAGGUAUUUGACAAAUUUGUUUUUAGUUAUGCCUGUUAUGUUAUAAGUCCAUUAUUAAAAUUAAUAUUUUUUAAUAAAUUAAACUUAAAAGAACUGUUAAGUCUUAAAAAGUAAUGGGUCCAAUUGCAUAUUUGUCAAUUUGUAACAAACAAAAUCACUAUUUAAGAGAAUUUUUUUAAAUUUCAGUAAAUUUUGAAUUAGUAAUUUUGUUAAUUUAAUUUUUGAACAUGGUUAUAAUUUCUUUUUGUGGUUAUGUUUUAUCGUUUUCGCAAAUGCAGCAGGUAUUUUGAACUAAUCAUCCAAGACAAUCACCUACUCUGUACGAGGUAUUAUUGAUUACAUUGCUUGGAUCAAUACAUAAUAUCUUGGAGAAAGGGAACAUAUGUCAUUUUUGUGUAGUAUCUAUACAUAGUAUACACUAUACACAUACCAAUAAUCUAGUAACAAAAAAUACACGUGACAAAUUGUUGUUAUUAUUAUUUUUUUAAAUUGUGUUUUAAAAAAUGAAAACUUUUUUCCUCGGUGAUAAUAAAAAAGAAAUAAUAUUUUAUAACACAAUAUGAACUACGCAACGGGUGAUGUAUUUGUAUUUUUCUCAAACAUAUUUUAUUAUUUUAUUUUAGUCCACUAUAUUAUAUGUUUUUGCACUUCCUUGUCGUGGAUCUGUGAAAUUGUAAACAUAAAAGUUUAUAGAUUGGAUAGUGUAUAUAAAAAUCACAAAAAAAAACCCUUCUUUAUACACUGACAAAUACGCAAUUUCUUUGCUCUCGUUGAAAGUCCUUAUAUUUUGCAACCAUCGUUAGAUAGAGAGGUGAAAAUGUUGUAAGUCGAAACCAUCAACAGUGAAUUUUGAUAAAAUAAUUGAUUACAAUAGAAGAUGGGAUUUUUAUUUGAAUUAUGUACUCAACGAGUAUUCUUUACUAUCGUACAUAUGCAUAUUGAUUUUACUACAGUUAUCAAAUAACAUCACUUAAAAGAUCCAGUUACCUUUAAUGUACGUUGUCCUUUACUUUUAGUUUUAAAAACUACAAGCCGAUGACAAUAAUAUUUAGCGGACAGAUAUAUAGAGUUAUUUAUUUUAAAUUUGUAAGCAACGAUAAACUAUUGCUAAUAAAAAAUGAUUCUGAGCGAAGUUCAGUUACACAUGUUUUGAAAUGCCGUAAUUUGUAUACUGAAGAGACGGUAUAUACCGGUAUACCGGUAAAAACCGGUAUGUACACAAAUACCGAAUACUGGUGACUAAAUUCUCAAUUAUAAAUACACAUACUUGGGGGCGAUGACCAUAGUUUUUUAUAUUACAUAAGUAAAAGUAUAUAAUUUAUUCGAGGAAGUCCUGUUUUUAUUGGUUUUACACUUAUUAAUAACGGUGGUUUAAUUGGAAUAAAAAUUGAUUCAAGUUCGUGACUUAUCAAAUGCCCUUGCAGUUUUCUUAAUAAUUGGAAACAAAUGUAGGUAUAGGAAAAACAGAACAGUUUAUGACAGUAACGAUAUCAUUAUUUUAGAUUUUGUUUUUUGGUUUUAUUUCGGUUAAAUCGUAGAUACCUGAUAUUUCCAUAGAAUACUUAAUAAUACUUACGUCUUUUAUAGACGUGGUACAGUUUUCAAAACUUUAGAUUUUUAAGUCAUUUAUUGGCAAUUGACAUUAUCGAAUUGUUUAGUUUUUAUUAGUUAUUUAUGUUGUUUUGGCCGAACAGAAAUGCAAAAAUAAAACUAAGUUGAGCGUUAUGCAGGAGUUUUUUUUAUAAACGUUUUAUAAUCAAAUCAUAAUAACUAUAAAGGGUAAUUUUUUUAUCACGAAGCAGCAAUUAUCUCAGAGGAUUUUAAGUGAAUUUGAUUUCUGUUUUUCCUAAUCAUUAUGGAAUCAAGUUUACUUAAAAUCCUCUGAGAUAAUUCCUCGUUUAUGAUAAAAAAAUCAACCUGUAUAGUGGGAUUUCAAAACGUGUUACCGAACUUCACUCAGAAUUGUAUUUCGUUAGUAAUGAUUUAUCGUUGGAAUACAGAUAUAAAUUAAAUAACUUUAUUUAUCAUACCUUCAACUAUGGCACACCGGUUCUGUAACCGUGUAUUUUAUCAAUAACGAAUGUGAUCAUCUUUCUAUAGUAAUUUAAUUAUGCUAUAUUAUAAACCUACGUAUAAUAUGCUAACGUUCAAAAAUGACUAAUUCUGCUCUUAUAUAGGAAACUGUGUUUCUCUUUCCUCGAGCUAAAUGUCCCUAAUGGAAAGCAAAUAAUCAAUGAAACUUGGAGCAUUUGUUGUAAUUACAUUUUAUUUACUUGAGACUGGUGCUGGUUAGUUAGUUUUCAUGUAGGUACGUAUAUCUAAAGAGCGGUGGUAUUUGUUUUAGUAAUUUGUUCAAACGAUAAGAAAACUUGAAUGAAUACAUGUAUUAUUAUUUGUCUGCAGAAUGGGUCGUGUAUUAUUUACUAUGUUGUUUGGAGAAUAAUAUUAUACUGCGUACAAUUUACGUAAUAUCAACAGUUUAUAUAAUCAGAUUAUUAAAACACAUUAAUUAAUUGAAAAAUAUUUAAAAAAAACUAUACACCUCGUUAUAUUGCUAAAUACAACCUAUUAACCCAGAUUCCCCUUUUUCACCCUUGUAUAGCGGAAAUUAUCGCACAAUUUAAUCUUACCACUGCAAGUAUUCCUAUUCGUAUCGGCAAAAAUUCUAAACACGUUUUAGUUUUCUAUGAUAGCAUACAUACUUCAGGUUAGUACACAACGCUUAUAGUAUCUUACAAAAUAUUAUAAAAAGUAUUAAAAAAAAAAAAACCUCAAGUAAAAAUAGAUGAACCUAAUUAUAAUGAUGCUUUUGAUUUGAUUUGUUUUCUAUCUUUAAGUACUUGUAUUGCAGUUAAUACUAUUGUGAUUUAAUUAUUCAAUGUAAUGGAUUUAUCGGUGUUAAGCAUUAUAUUAUAAUAACAGGAUUAAUUUACAUUUGCUUAGUUGAUGCCAUAAAAAAAUAUUUACUCUAUUAAAAUGCACUUACAUUUUAGAAGAUUAUUUCGAAAGUAAUCGGUUAUUUAUUUUUAUUGAAUAGGUAUCGUUGAUUUUGUUAUAUUAUAAUUUCAAUAUAAUCGUCUUAUUUUCUGUUUAUAUUUAUAUAUUCAGAACUUCUGAAAGGUCUGAAUUACUUAAGUUUAAUGUUCACAGGUUUUUAAAUAAAUAUUAUAGACUACAAAAAAUUACCAUUUAUAAUUAUGAAUACAAACACUCAUUGAAUAUAGUUUUUUUUUUUUUUUUAUAAAAUGUUUAUAUUAUUUAAUAUGUAAAUUCACCUAAGUACAAUUAUAAGUGUAUGUAUCGAAGAAAUAUAAACUGAAAACUAAUGAAAUUCAUAAUCAGACAUUUUUAAACUUUGAAAUUUUAAAUUUCGAUUAUAACGAAGAAGCUACUAUUAUGUUAGUUUUAUAAUGAUGUGUUUUUUUCUCGGAAAACAUUUACGCUUGUUCAGAAUGCUCCGAUUUUUUCAUAUCUUACCUUAAAAUAUGUGUUUGUACUUAGUUUAAGUUUAUAAAAUUCACUAUACUUUGUUCAAAAAAUGUUUUUUUGUUUUUGGAAAUGCUACAACUUUUUCACGAAGUACCUUAAAGGAUGCAAAAUAUCUUCCCGGUGGUACUCCAUCUAAAAAGAUUUAUCGAAAUUUCUGAUAGUUUACUCCGUAGGUUCUUUUUUUUUUUUUUUGGUUUUUUAUUUUUUUUAUUUCUGGAUUACUUCGACAACAAGGGAAAAAACCAUAAAUAACACUAUUCUACUAGGAAUCGUUUUUUUUGUUUGCGAUGAUUUUUCGUUACAUUUAUAAACGUUAUUUAUUAAUCAGUAUUUAUAAACUAAAUUAUCCCAGCUUCCCAACUACCCUUCGACACCUAUCCGUUGCACUAUUAGCUUUUUUAUUGAAAUAUUUUUUAUAAAUACCUAAUUAUUAAAAACAAAUCGAAUAGAUUUUUAAAAAAUAAUUCAAGAGAUAUUUUACAUUAUAUAUAUAUAAAUAUGAAAUCUAUUCGGUAUAGCUUUUAAACAUAUAAAUAGGAGACAGUUUGGAUAAUAUAAUAAUAAUUCAAGUAAAAUUACUAUAAAUAUAAUAACUUACCAAUUCAUUAUUUCAAAUGAAUAUUUCAUUCAAAAUAACUCGAGUAGAACAAUAUAAUUUGUGUACUAAUAUUUUUACAAUAAGUACAGCUGUUAAAAUAUUGUGUGGGUAUUCACUAUUCCAUCCGUAUUACAAUUUGUGUACGUAAAAUGUCUAGAAAGAUGUACGGACUGAAGUUGUUGGUUUUAUGAUUUAUAUAUAUUACACAUAUUUUUAAAAAAAAGAAUAAAGUCUACAGUUUAAACAUAUUUCAUUCGAUAGAACUUUUAUUCAAAUCGUUUGCUUUUAUAAUCCUUGAAAAUCGUGAUUAUACAUUCCAAGUCAAUUGCUACAUAGUAAACGCAAGUAACAUAUUCGUGUAUGGUUUAUCAACUGUAAUUUCCGGUAUCGUGUUUUAAAAUCGUGAUUGAGCGUUUUCUUUACGAGUUCCGUAUGUGAUUAUUAUUCAACGAUAUCGUGCCGCGUAUCUUAUACGCAUUUUUGCUGUGUUAGCCGUUUGAAAAAAAAAAAAAAAAUGACCAUAACGUAAACUUACUAUUUAUUAAUAUUAUGUUUUCGCGGAUUUCAUUUGACUUUUAAAGCAGAACGACACAUGGAAAUUUCACAUCGCAUAAAUCCCAUCAAAUGCCUCUUAAUAAAACUGCCUUUAUAAACCGAUAUUACGAUCUGCGGUAUAGGAGUCAGUCCGCAGGUAUAACAAAUACCGACUAUUUGUUAUAUGAAUAACUAUACUGUUGACCAUAAUUUUAUAAAGCAUUUCAAACGUUUAUAGACUUAUCGUAUUAUAUAGAUAUUAAUAUCUAUACACGAGUAUAGUUAAAAAUUGUUGUGAAACUCGAUCUAAAUAGUAUGAGAUUACAACGGGAGUACCUAUACGUAUGCAAUAUGUAUAUUAUAAAUGUAUUGUUCCUGCAGCAGCCGUAGUAAUAAUAUAAGUUCACAUCAAAAUAAGUUUAUUUUUGGAACUGCGAUAGUUAUUGUUUGAGCUCCGUUCAAUAAAGGCGUCACGUCGGUAGCAGACUUUAUAUCGAAUUCAGCGUUGGCCGCGGUUCUCGAAUCCUCGCUUGUUAAAAAUAAACUCCAAAAUUCUCUUAUAUAUUAUAUAUAGCGUAGGGACGAAAUGGUCGCGCCUUUUCUCCUCGGUAUUUUUCCCGAGACCAAGUUUCGUAUGCAAAUGUAUCCAGUAGUUUUAGCGCUCCGCGUAAACGAAUUUUCGGAAACUUUAAAUUCCCAUAUCUCCCGCGGAUAGAGUCGGUCGAUUGCGAUGAAAUAGAUUAUAAUUUAAAGUUUAGGCCUAUAUUUUCCCGAAAUUUCCAAUCGAAUUGGGUCAGUAGUUUUUGCACGGCGCGCACACAAACCGACCGACUGCCGAAAUUCCAACAAUAGGCGUGUUUUGGCGACAUAGUUAUUACUGUAAUUGUUUGAUAGCUGAAUCUGCUGAUCGGCGACCGGGUUACCGGAAUCAGCAAACAAUUGAAAACUACGUUUACUGUUUUCGUUUGUACUAAUAAUCUACCGAUAAGGACUAUCGUUCAACCAUUCCAAUCGAUUUUGUACAAAAAAAAAAAAAAUAUUGUACAGUAAACAAAACGUUUUGGCGAGCAACCGACCAAGGAGCAAACAAUGCAGCCAACUGUUUACUGAAAAUUGCAUCGCCAAAACACGUCUUCGCGUACUCGUGUUAUCGCGUGCUGUUGUGUACCCCUUCGUCAUUCCCACAGCGUAUAGUUUUAGCAAAUAUUUUCAUUGCACGGACACCCAAAGUUGCUGUGCGGUUAUAUUGUGUACACGUUGCGCUACAAAAUAAUACUGUUGCUGAUAAUAAUAUUUAAUAUUAUGCGCGUAUUGAUUAAUCCGAAACGGAAGCGUGCAGUUUGAACCCGAUAGGUGCGCAAUGCUCUCGGCCAGUCGCCCGUCCGCCGUUGGAUCGUCGCCGUGGACAAAUAAAUGCACGGUGUACAAACGCAAUAAUAUUUAUAUUGUAAUAUUAAUUUAGGCGCGCUGUCCGACGAGGGCGAAACCGGCGCCGCAGUAUGGGCCGUCGCGCCGCCGCCGGUAGGCCAUGGCGAUUUUCGAACGGCGGCGCGACAAGAGGCGAGGCGCGUCGUCGAUCGCGGUGGCGCGGUGUACGACACGCGGCCGCGAUGUAUAUACGAGACGCGCGCGUUUAUGUGGAAGCGUAUAGUCUUGUACGGCGGCGACAGCGGACACGGAGCAAAAGAGAUAGGUAGAGAUAAUAUUUUAUAUAUAUAUAUAUAUAAAUAUAGGUAGAGGGAGCGAGAGACGCGCGAAGAAAUGGAAAUAAUAAUAAUAAAAAAAAAAAAAAAACCGAAAAGCAACGACGGUCGUCUUGGAUUUAUAGCACACGUACAUACGGCUCUGUCGUCCCGGCCUGCCGCCGCCGCCGCCGUCUCGCUAGUUCUUCUAUCGGUCUAUCAGACGAUUCAGACGGCCACACCGAAUAGGCGGCGGACGAUGGCUGAUCGUUUGUGUGCGUGCGUGCGUAUAAACGUCGUCGGGCGCCGCUGCUGUGCCGCCGUAGUGUUUAUACGCCCGGCGGCGCCUGUCCGCUGUCUCUUUAGGGGCCGUAACGUCGUCGUCGUCGUCGUCGUUCUCGGUAAAUACGCGUGUAUAUAUAAUAUAUACGCACAUUGCAUCGCGUCUGCCGCUUCCUUCCCGCCCUGUCCGUCGACGCCACCGCGGGACCGUUUACUCCCGCGUUCGGCUCCUAUGCGCCGCGCAACGUUCAGCCGCCGAAACCCCCGGCCGGCGCGAUAUAACAACACCCGGAGACGACAUUUAUUAGUGUCCCCUUUAUUUGACACUAUAUACAUAUCAUAUUGGUAUACUUGCCGCAGUUUAACAAUUGCCUCCUUUUUUCCAAUAUGUCUACAAUAUUCCUUUAUACGGUGUGAUCAAUCCUCGAUAAGACUCUCGACCAUUAAACUCGGAAAGUAUUAACGUUUUUUGACAUUUCUAUUGUUCAUAGAACAAACAGCUUUUAAAUAUGAAAUUUCCGUUAUUUUUCGUCAUUUUGUUUCUUGUGGGCUAUCGACUUUUGAUUUUCAAAUGUGGCAACCUGUAUUAAAAAUUCCAUAAAUAGACGACGAGUUUUAGUUAAAAUUUGUCGUUUCCCCUCCGUCAACCCAAACCUAAAAGUGGAAUAUCUCGUCGGCGGGCUGAAGGAAAUUACAAAUUUCGACACUGAAACGUAUUUUACCAAAAACAUCAUCUAUUUAUGGAAUUUUUAAUAUAGAUUGCCGUUUGAAAACCAAAAGUGUGUAGCGGUUUCGUCCCCGAAAAUAACAUGUUACAUUUUAUAGCCACUUAUUGUUUCAUAAGUUGUCGGAAAACAAAAAAAAAUUCCGAAAAAAGUAAAUAAUGAGAUAUUAAGAUGAUGAGUGUCUCUAUGGAAGAUUGAUCGUCCUGUAAAUAUACACCCACUGUAUACCCAUUCACUCGCUCGACGGUUCACCCGGAAGUGUACUUUAUAAGAAUAUUAUAAUAUAACAGUUUCCUAUGGCUUAUGAGAUAAACUAAUUAAGUUUUUUUUUUUUUGCGGGGACGCAUACAUAGACGUGCCCAGGAUCAAAAUUCAAAAGAGGCCUGGUUAUAAGUUUUAAUUUACCGUCACCCUAUUUCACCGAAUCCCAUUUUGAUGUCGAAAAAUAAAACGGUUUUAUACGGAUCGAAAUAAUAAUCCCAUUUAUUAUAAUUUCGGUGGUAAUAUCACCACAAUUUUUAAUAUAUUCAAUUUUUUUUUAAAUUUACAAAUCGCAAUUAAAAUUUGUAAAUUUACUUGGUAAUCAGUCAUAUAUAUUAAUUAUUAUAACUACAUUAAAAUAUUAGUUUAGUAAAUUAUAAAGACGUGUCCUUAAUUAAUAUGUUUUGAUUAUUUUCAUCGUAGCAAAGCGUCUGCGCGAUGAAUGUACGUAUAAGGGGGAACAAAAUAAAAGGGUUUCCAAAAGGAAAAUUGCGAUAAAGUUAUUGAUAAUAUUGUGUGUGCAUUGUGUAUUUUGUUCUAAAAUAACACGCCGUAUACGGUUCGAUGGUGUACGUUGUUUGUGUAUAGUGUAUUUGUUUUUUUUUUUUAAGAUAAGAACAAACAAAAUUGCUAUCACAGGCAGUUUUAUUUUGUAAAACGCUCUCGUGUAUAUUGUUAUUAUUUUGUACCAUACAUAAAUACAUAUAAUAAAUCAUGCCGAUGAAAAAAACAAUCUUUGUGUUAAUUUUGGUAUUAUUAUUUUGAGGGUGUUUUGUCAUUUGAUAAACUGUUGUUAAUGCGUGCAUGUAUAUUAUAUGACUAAUCCAAUAAUAUGCUUGAAGAAACUGUCGAAAGGUUGAACGACAUAAGGUCGAAAUAAAAAUAUCAUACGUAGUACUUUUGUCGCUUUUUUAAAAAUUGAAUAAUAGAAACAAAUAUGAUGCAUCAACAAAUAUGAGUAUUCUUUGACCGGAUAAUAAUAUAGCAUUAAAUAAAAUAUGCAGUACUAUACGAUCAUACUGAAUAAUGUAUUCAAAACCUUCCAACUCGUAUCGAGGAUUGAUGCACUCGUAAAAUCUUAAGUAUAUCAUUAUUGUAAAUAAUAUUAUAAACCAUCCGGAAUACCUACUUUAGGUUCUUAUAGGAUUUUUAGAAUGCUAAGAUAUGGGUAGGCUAACUUAUAAAUAUCAUUAUCUUAGUUUUUAUAUCACAUUUUUCCUUUUUUCUAUUAUAUUAUCUUCCUCUAACUAUGUUAUUAUAGUAUCUGAUUCUCCUCUAACUGCGCGUUUUUAUGCGCCUUGCAAAUAAGUACUCCCGAUUUCUCGUUUCAAAUAAAAAUAAAAAUUUUCGUAGAUUUUUUAUAAUUUUGGUUACUGAGUUGUCGAGUGGAAUUUGUAUUUAUUGAAGUCAGCUGUUUCGGUUUAUUCAACUCUACUCAUGUAUACAUUUAUAAAUAAAUAAUUUUUUUCUAACCUUAAUCUAAUGAUGAAUGAGUAUUGUUAUAUUAUUUUUCUCAAAAUGUUAACUCGUAGGUACUACGUGAUUUUGGUCGGUUUUUCAGUCAUAUUUAUUCGUUGAAUAACACGAGUUAUUCGACAGAUAAGAAAAUAUUGAUAACUAUCGUUUUUUUUAUAUAUAAUUUUUUUGUUUUUAAAUUUAUAACCGAAUAUUAAAGUAUUAUAUUACAAGUUAAAAUUAUAAGUGUUUAAAGUUAUAAUGGACUUAUAUUUGAAGACGAUGAUUAAAAAAACUGUUGAGUUUUUGAAUUAACAACGGUGUACACGGUAUAUAUUAUUAGAGUGAGAAUCUAUCAAAUGGUUAUUUGGAUUGAUCAAGAUUUUCGUGCUCAGUUCAGAUUAUCUAAAAAGGUAGUACUUUAUGCUCUGAGAUACAUUAAUUCUGAAAAAUCAUCUCAAUCGGAUGAGUAAAUUUAAAUAAAUACACCUAAUGCAUUAAUAAAUUUCAGACUAUAUUUUAUUUAUUUAGAAACUUUGAUGUUUUAACAUCCAUUACCAAACUACUUUUUACACUACGAUUUUAUAUGAUUGAACAUUUUUUAAAUUACUACUGGACACUUUAUGGGUGUUACCAAAAAUAAAGAAUCAUUAAUAAUUGUACGCGAUAUCAGUAUUAAAAUAGCAAGAUUGCGAUUACUUUUGUCUUAGACUAGAUAGUUUGAGUAGGUAGUGUAUGAGCUCAAAAUAAAACGUGCGUUUUAACGAGUGAUAACGAAAACAAUGCAAACAAAUUUUGUUCGAUCACUGAUUAGACAGUAAGAAUUUCGAUCAAUUAUAAUGAAGUUUUUCAUUUCAAUUUGUUCUACAACAUACUAUUAUAUUAUUAAAAUCAUUACCAGUAUCUACCGAAUAACUUAUGUUCGUCAAAUAGCCAUCUGGAAGAUAAAAUUAUAUAGAAAAACACUUAUCACUUUAUUCGGGAGUUUAUUCUCUAAGUAAGUUUAACCCACGAAUAGUCUGGUGAAGAACUGCAUUAUUGAAAAACCUACCCAAAAAUUUGAAAUAUUUUAUACACCUUUUAUUUUAAAACUUUAUAUUAGUAAAUUGUAAAAAAUCGUACAUUAUCUAUCUGGAAUAAUACAUGUUAUUUUGUUAUUUGACUAAAAAAAGGCCAAACGUAUAAAAUUACUUACUUUUCCCCGCCAUAUAGAAGAGAACUCUGUAUAUUUUAUCUAUCUAUAGUGGCGCCAUGUUCAUUAAAAAACGGUGUUUCAAAACAUCUUAUUUGUUUAAGAGCAUACAACCCACACACCCGCCCACCCAAUGGCCCAUUGACCGAUGAUCAAUAAAAAAUGUAUACUUUAUAAAAAUACAUAACUAUACUUUUGGACAGUGUUUCUUAAAUUUUUUGAUAUUUCGGCACACCAAACAAUAAUAUUUUUUAUGCGGAACCCCUAAAAUAUACAAAUAUAAUUGUUUAUUUUAAAAAGGGAAUUUAACCUAUUUUGUUUACUCACAUUGGUGGUAAUAUUAUUAUAACAAAUUGAAUAAAUUAUUAUAUACGUGCGCACAUGGCCGGGCAACGGAGGAAAAUCGUUAACACUUAUUAAAAAUUGCUAAAAAUUACCGCACUGCUCAAUAACUGACUGCAGUGGAGGACAUAAUGCGUGACAUGUUAUGGCUAAUUUUGCGUUUUUAUUACCUACUUCGUUACCGUUAAAUGGUUAGUUGUUGUAGAAUUAGAAUUAACUUUUUCCAGGCCUUCCCUGCGAAUUAUUCGUGAACACGAUGAGGGUUCCGCGGAAUACAGUUUAAGAAACACAGCAGUUUAGGAAGAUACUUAUAAGGAUCGAAAAUUUCAAUCAGUGUCACGUUUAAUUAUUCAUAAGAGCCCCUAUUUUUUUUUUUUGUGAAAUUCAGUACAAUAGCAGUGUCACCGCGCGUCCUUAGGUUUUAUCGUAUCAUUUGUCCGCAUUUAAUAUUGUACUAGUGUUGCAGUUAUCGGGACGUGUGUAACACAUGCGCGUAUUAAACUCAUUCGUCGCGGUUUUUAAUCCGGAGUACGAGCUUUUCUGCCGACGAUUUGCAGGUCGUUUUAUCCAGUCGAGUCUAUAUUCAGAGAAAGAGAGCGGUCGAGAGAGAGAGAAAGCGAGAUAGAUAGAGAGAGAGCGAGAGAGAGAGAGAGAGAGAGAGAGAGAGAGAUAGAGAGAUAGAUAGAUGGAAUAUAGAAGGAAAUGUCUGCGUUGGUUUAUCGUCGUAGACUGGCUCCGUAUAUCGUGAACGUGAUUCGCGUCCCAAUAUGUAUCAGGUCGGAUCUGGUCGUCGUCAUAUAAUAAUAAUGAUAAUAUUCGGAAUUCUACGCGAAGAGGUUCACCAUCACGUUUAACCGCCGUCACCGUUGCGCAGAGAUUUCUCAAUGUAAUCGGUCGACGUAAAAAAAAAAAUAAAUAAAUAAAUAAACGAAACGACGUGCUGCACAAAAAAAACUCACGAGAAAAAUCGGACAUUAAUUAUUCCGUAUGUUUUAUGAUGCCUGCAGUCGUCAGUCUCAGAGACUUGAUCUGUCAUCAUUUUUGUUUGUAUCGCAUAAACAUAUGGUUUAUUCGCAUUGUAGACGCGCUCCUUCGUCGCGCAAUAUUUUCGUGUCUAUACUGCAGUCUUCUUCUUCUUAUUCUGCUGUCUUAUGCAAUAUUGAUGGGAUCAGCUACUCUUUAUAUUGUUAUUCCCUCCACAUCAUUCAUCGCCAUUUCUCAUCUGCUUCAUCGCGCGUGCUUUUGAAUCUCCCCCGAUAACCUCUUAGAGACUUUAUUCGGCCUACUUUUUCCCUGAAUUCGAUCUACGCCCAUUUCACCUAUGUGAGAAUGUAUUCGAGGUUUGGCAAUUAAAUAGCGAACAUUUUAUUUGAAUGGUUCGAGUGGAUGCCUUCGAAAUAAACUACGUCUUCGGUUUUGAAGGACCUUACACCCGAAACCUUCCGGGUGUGAGAAGAGAAGAGUAUUUGCGAUGAGGGUAUGGGUGCAUAAGUAAAUGUAAAAUAAAUUUGAGAAAUUACAAAUGCUCGUUAUUUAUUUUCUUUGCCUCGUAUUUUUGGCUGUAUCAUAUUUUCUUUGUCUCUUAUAAGCAUGCCCGUGGCGUCUCAAUUUAUUCGUCUCUCAUUUUUUCUCUUCGUACCCGCUAUCCACUCGUAUAUAAACUACUUCUUAUAUUGAAUAUCUUCACGGGUGAGUCGAUUACGCAAAGAUCCGAUGACUUGGCCAAUAACCGGCUCGUAGUACUCGUUUAUUAUAAAUAAAUAAUAACAAUAAUACUUGCGUAUUAAUAAUAUUAUAUUUCUCAUUAAAGAAUCCCCGACGAAAACCGUCCGAUGAUUUAAAAUUAAAUCCGUCGUCUGCGUUUUCAAUUCGUGAAUCAUAUUAAUAUUAUCAUUAAACAUCGUCUUAUUCAUCUCGCACCGAUUUAAACGAAAUAAUCGUAUUUUCGAUUCAAAUUACAUAGCGCGAAAGUGUAUAAUAUUGUUACGAAACGAAAAUGAUUUACAAUGGCUUAUUAUUAUUAUUAUUAUUAUUAUGAGUUACACGAUAUUAUGUUUUAUGUAUAUAUACACGUCUCUUUCGAUCAGCCGCCGUGGUCGACAUUGGAUCAUAUCGAAACAGGUUCAAUUAUUAUUAUUAAGUAUUCGAAAGUAAAAAAUACAAAAUAAAUCGAUCGUAUCAAUUGGUAUACGCAUUAAAAGUCGAUAUAUCUCGUUAAGCCUUCGCGACGUGAUGGUGACUUAUCUCCCUGUUACUAAUAUUGUGUACAAUAAUAAUAUUACGUUGGUAACUAAUAAUAAUUGUAGCCGAUUUUUUAUAAUAAAUCUCUGUCAGAUGUUGAUAUCAAUAAUAAUAUUUUUUUCUUUUAUCCCUCACUUCUCGAUUUCGUUUUAAGAUUUAAGGGUGGGCGAGUAUACUAGAUGUGAAAAUAACUAAAUAUUAGUAAGUAUUCGGUAACUAUCGAUUCGGUAAAAAUAGGCGAAACUACUGGGAAUAUUGGGAAAUAUUGGUGGGCGGAUACGUGGGUAGAUUAUAGGUAGCUUCUGGGUUAUUUCGGGUUCGUCCCGCCACUGGUAGGCUAUACUCUUCGUUAAUGCUCGCCCUGCCCCCGCACCCUAUGUACAUUUAAUGUCUCCCGAUAUUCAUCUACGCCCGUCAUCGUAUCGCCCUUAUAACCUAGAUGAUGAGAUAGGUUAUAAUAUAAUAGCCACUUUUUCUUCGGCCUUUAUACAAAAAAAAAAAAAAAUCAAACCGAUAACAAUUGAAUCGUUGUUAUUAUGUACUAAUAUUAUUCUCCUAAUGCAUUAAACAUCGCGUACACGCGCGCGUACAUAUUAUACGGGAUAACAUUAUACUAUAUUAUGUAAAUGUACACUGUGUAUGCGGUCGAUAUGAUACCGAUCAUUUCGCAGCGCAUUGUGAUUAUAAUAAUAAUAAUAAUAAUAAUAAUAAUAAUAAUAAUAUUAGGUGGGUAGGUAAUAAUAUUCUGCUUUAUAUAACAAUAUCUUUACCGCAUACGCGCGUCAAUCUAAUCACGGCGGCGUUUCCCGCACAAAUAAUAUUCAAAAUUUAAUGUUAUGGGCGAACCUCGCAACCGCGCGCGGCCGCCAUAGCCGUACGCCAUAUUUUAUUUAGUACUAUUAUUAUUAUAAUGGAUACGCGUUACAAUAUUACAAUAUUUACAUUGUAAAACAUUAAUAUUCAGGUGUAUACAUCAUUGAGUCGAGAUUCACGAGAUGCAACGGUCCGUCGGUGUUCGUCCGUCGCGCACAACACCCGUCGAAAUAGCAUAUUAUUAUCAAAAAAAGACGGGACACGAUGAGCCGAACACGGUGUUUUUUUUAUAUACGUUUGACGAUUGAUCAUAUCGAUUGUCCGGUCGAAAAUUGCAACAACACAGAAAAAGGCCUUUUUUUUUCUACAGGAGAGUAAUUCUAUAACUAAACGAAUAUUUAUAAUUCAAUCAUAAAACACGAAAUAAACUAUAGGUAGGUAUGAAUACGACUUUUUAUAUGCACACAUGUUUUGAUGUUUCCAUUGUUCGUGAUAUUAUAAAAUUACACGAAUUAAUCGCAAUACUCGAUUCACUUUAGAACUUCAGGAUAUGUAAAAUCGACAUAAUAUGUUAUUAUCUAAAAUUAUAAAUAAUAAAAGCUCUCUAGUGUCCAAUAAUUUUCAACUAAUUUUUAUUGCAUUCUUAAAUUGUUUUGAUAAUGAGAAAAAUGUGAUGUAUUUAACUCGAUUUUGAUUUUAGAUUUUUUUUGAGUUGUUGCAAUCUUGAACUGGAUCGUUGAUAUAUAACUUAAAAUGGUCCGCCCAAUUACCAAAUUGUUGUAAUUCAAAAAAUGUGAUCUUGUGUUUAUGAUGAUAUUUCUAAUUGAAAAAAAUGCAUCGUUAAAAAGCAUUAAAAAAAUAAAAUUAAUAAUAUUUUAUAAAAGCAGUGUUAAUAAAAAUGCAUAGACAUUUUCGCUUUGAAGAAAAAGUCUUCCAUCGGAUCGAUAAAAAUAAUAAAUAUUGCAAAUUAGACUACCGAUAUGAUGAAUUAUUUCAAAGUUAUUAUUAAUAAGUAAGUAUACCUAUAUUUUAAAAUAAAUUAUAUAUUAAAAAUGAAAAAAAAAACCUUGUGUAAGGUAAAAUUUAAUAUCUACUUCCUAUGCCCAUAUCAAAAUAAAUGGCGAAAAAAACCGUGGACGACCAAGAAUAUCAUAAUAAUAUUAAAGUUAAUUGAAUAAGGGCUAGCUGGUAAUAGAGACGAGUGGAGAGAAUAUAUGAUAAACCAACCUUAUAGGAGUUGAAUAUACCAAAAUAAGAAGAAUAUUAUAAUAAGUAUAAAACUGGGUCAUUAAAGAAAAUUCAAACUAAUUAUUUGAAAUUAGUGGAAAUAUUAGUUUUAUUACUAAAUAAUGUAACGAUCAAGUUGUGUCAAUAAUUAAAUAUUAUAAUUUCUAAAAUUACGUAACAUUUUCUCAUAACUUUGUAUUUAAAAUUUUUUGAUUGGAGCAGAAUUUCUGGUAGAACAGUUGUUUGCAAAUAGAAAAAAAUAAAACAAAUAAUCUAAACACAAACAUCAUAGUGAAAUCGAUAUAUUCCUCGCUACGCUCAAAACAUAAAAAACUUGAGUUCAACUCAUUUUCCGACUUGGCUGGAACUAUAUAUUAAUAUUAUGAUUAGGAUAUAAAGACACCAUACCAACGAAUGUGGUUAGAAUAUAAUAUAUAAUAUUUAAUGUAGUAAAAUAGUAAAAUUAUAUUUAUAAGAAAUGAUAACACAAAUCAAACAUCAAAAUUCUCUAUUGUAUGAUUUCAAUUUCAUUACUUAUGAAAAAUUUAAAAUGUUUAGCUAAAUAUUACAUCAUUAUACAGAGAAGAAAAUAACAUUUUAUUUAAAAUAAAUUUAAAGAUUUUAGCUUUAUUUUUAAAAUUUGAUGAAUUUCAGAAUGUUUUACCUUAUUUAAAUUGCCAUUCACUGGUGUCUUUACUCUAAUUCUAUACCUAUUAACUAAUCUAUUCAAAUAGUUGUUAAUGCAUGUUUAAGUUACCUACCUAAUAGUUAUUUCGUAUAGUAAUAUCAUUAAUUAUUCCGCUGUGGAUAACAAUCAGCGACGUAUUACACACGAGUAUUGUCGAAGGGUUGUAAACUUAUUUUUAUCUGUAUUGUGAAUACUUAAUUUUAGUUUCGUUAUUUUAAUUCAGUGAGAUUAUUGUAUGCGUCUACUACGCGCCCCAUAUUCGUUACUUUACGAAUUGUUGAACAAAUGUUUCACUUUCCAGGGGAAAUGAAAUAGCUUCAACAUUUAAAUCUUGGUUGUUUAUCCUAUAAUAAGACCUAAUUGAAUUAAUAAAAUAACAGUAAACAUAACUAAAUGUGUUCAAUACGAGUUUAUGUUGUCUUCUUUUUUUUUUUCAAGUGGGUACCUUAUAAUAAUUUAUAUAGAAGUGCUGAACUUUUAAAUUGGUGUUAUAAUAUAACUUACACGUAGGUGUGUUGCAGAUCCAAUCGCUUAACUUUUUAAAUCAAAAACUUUCAGAUUAAGUUGAUGGCGUAAUAGUUUAAAAAUUAACUUAUAUGUUGUAUAUUAGGUAUUAUACCCUAAGGAUAGGUACUAUAUAAAAAUAAUUGACUUUCCUUGGAGAAUAAAUAUAAUUUAUAAUUUUAAUAAAAACUUGAUACAUUUUAAAGUAAAAUAUAUUAAUAACAUUAUAUCGUACGCUGUAAAUAACAGGUUUGUUCACACCUUUAGGGAAAUAAACGGUGUAUAUUUUUUAAUAUUACCUAUACCUAUAUUAUGUUUGAUGGUAUUUUUUACUUAAUAAAGCCAAACAAUUGUCCCUUUUAUUCGGUUAUUAUUAUAAUAAUAUUGGUUUUAAGUCUAAAUAGUAUUGGCGUCUGUUUAAAGUACUUGAAUUGUUUUUUUGAGAUUACGAACAAUAUUUUGUUGUAGUACUUACUCGAUAGUAUACAUUACUUAUAGAUUUAAAGGGUAAAAUUUAAAAUAAAUACAAUAAUACAUUUGUUUGAAAUGUGGAACGUAGAGCAAACAUUUCAACAUGGCGUAGAUAUUUCUAAUGUUAACCGCUACUAUUAUAUUAUUAAUUAUGAAAUAUAUUUAUACCCGUUCAAUUAAAAUCGUAUGUAUUCACUCGCUAACAACUUUUAUAAUUAUUUUGUAUACAAUCGAUUAAAUUAUUGUUUGAAUGCAUGUGGUACGUGUAUUACACGUUAGAAAUAGGUACUUUUGAUUUUCGCACAAUAUCCUAUUAUAUAUAUAGGUAUAUAUGUAUAGUAUAUAGGUACAGUAUGGUUUAAAUAUUUUUUUGAUGUUUUUUUUUUUUUUUUUUUAUAAUACAUAUCCAUAGUCGCGUUGAAAUAUAGAUCGUUAAAUUGCAACAGCGGUCGUACCUAUGUAUAAUAUACAUGGUUAGAAUAUAUUGGCAUUUGCGAAGGGAAAAUAAUUCGAUCAAUUAUAUUAUCACAGUCAUUUGGUAUGAAAUUCGUUUGAUCAGAUCUAAUUUAAUUACGUUAUUAUGAUACGCCGCUGCCGGGGUUUAACGUUUCGGUAGAGCGGGUUCUCGAGUGCGUCGAUUUAUUACGCGCUCUUGGAUUUUAAUAAUUUUCAAAAGGGUAUUAGCGUUGAUUGUAUAAAAGUAUAUUUUAUAAUCAAUGGUAUUAUUAUUAUAAUAUAUAUAUAUAUCACAUAUUAUGCACCAUAAUAAACUAUUUAUUGUAAAUAAUCGAGAAAAAACCGUCAAGUAUUAUAUCGUAUUUAAGCUGCGCAUAAUAUGUUAAGCGAAACAAUUAAAUCAAUCAUGAUACGGCCUGAUAGUUUAUUAUAAUAUCGUGUAUUCCGGAUAAUUUCACAGUCAGUAAAAUAAUUAUAAUAUUAUAUUAUAUACUAUAGAGUAUACACUAUAGUUUAAUAUUAUAGGACUUAUCCGAUUUCAACAAAAUAAUAAUAAAUAAUAUGAAUUGAUGAAAUAACAGUGUAUAAUAGAGUCGAAUAAAUAUGUAAAUGUAAAUAUUAUUGGAAUCGCUAAACGCACGUGUUCAAAUUUUCCGAGAAAGACAAAAACCUACUUAUUAUAAGCGUCUUUUUUUCUUUUUUUUUUUUAAAUAUUUCAUAAAAUUACUGUUGAAACUUAUCGAUGAUAACAUUUAUCAAACAUCGGUCAUCACCAUAAUAACAGUGUAGUCACUUUAACGUUAACUCGUUAUUUUAUUUUUUCAAAGGUAUCGGGUUUUUUUCUUGUUAAACAAUUUUAAAAUACCGAACGCCCUUUUUGAAUUUAGCUGUUCAUAUCGGUUUUUGUAAUGUAUAUGAAUAACGAUAUUGAAUGUCCAAAAAAUUAUUUUGUAACGUAAUAAUAAUAUACUUAUACCUAUACCGGUACGGAUAAUAUAAUAAUAAUACAAUUUAAAUUGUACCUAAUCGCGGUUCAUUAUUGAAAGACAUGCAAAUAUAUUAUACGAGUCCGAUUAUUAUUGUUGUCGGCGUAUUAUUAUAUAUCGUUUGUAAUUUUCUUCGUAUUUUUAACGUGUAUAUAUAUAAAAAAUAUAUGUACAAUAUAAAGUUUUAAUCAUAAAUAUAUUGGUUUAUACCGUUAUUAUAUAAUAUUGGUAUCGUAAUUUAUAAUACAAUAACGUUUUUAUAGUAGUGCCGUGGUAUUUGAUAUUCUUUUUGAAUUAUAUUUAUUGCGAAGAAAACAUGAUCAUACACAGUCGAGACGUUUCUAUCCGUAUAUUAUAAUUUAUAAAUAUUGCUCGUAUAGAUAUAUAACUCUGCUCAAUGCCCAUCUUAAAAGUUAAAAGUAACAGAGGUAAUAUAAUACGUAUUAUAUUUUUAUGUUGUUUAAAAAUAUUACAAUAGAAUCAUAAAUAACGUUUCGUUGCCGUAUAAAAAAAAAAAGGUUCAAGGAUUUAAAAAUAAUAAGUUUAACGUGUAUGUUGUGUGUGUGUAUAACUUGGAGAAAAAUGGUUAUUAUACUAUAGUAUGUCUCUACCUACCUGUACUGAAAUAUUUUUAUAUUUGUGCGGCUUACAAAUACGCGGGUCUUAAGUAUUCGUAUUGUAUAACAUUACGUGUAAUAAGAUAUGACUUUAGGUAUAUACAUAAUAUAUAUCAUCUGUUCGCGAAGAAUAUGUCAAAACAUCACUGGGAAUGUUUUAACCUACUAACUGCUAUUAUUGUCUAUAGUAUUAGACUUAAAAAUAAUAUUUAUGUAUAAUAAAUUAUAAUGCAGAAGUUCGCAGUGGCGUAAGUUUGUUCGAAUUUUGAAUUUUCAAAAGUUCUCGGAUGCUCACACGUACAUUUUACUAUGCGUACUCGAUUUCCCGUUUUAUCAUAAUACACGUGCUCGGCUUGUAUAUAAAAUGGCUUAUUACCGAACCCCAGUGCAUUAUUAUAGGCGCGGGCAAGUGGCGGAACCUCAUUAAGUGCCAACGAUGAAAACUAUUAAUGGUAUUAACUGUGAUUUAUUUUACGACGGUGUUCUUAUAAUACCCCUUUGAGUUCAUUAAAAUUUGUACCUAUUUUAAUAUAAUUAUUAAUUAUAUAUUUCAACGAGUUCUCUAUAUAGUGUCUUUGAGGUAUUAUAUUUUUAUAUGGUAAUUUAUGUAUAAAAGCCACGGGGCGUCUAAUAUAUAAUACAAUUAUUACCUAUAUUGAUGGAACAAGAUGCUUCAAUUAUUAUUCAGUACUAUACAUUAUUACUAGCAGCUGUAUUAAAUUAAUAAUAUCUACAAACAUUUUUUUAUAAAAACUAUGUACCUACCUACUCAAUGUUCCAUUAAACAAAUUGCCGCCGGUACCUAUGUGUACACUACAAUAAUUCUAUAUAGGUACAAAUAGAUAUGGUUAAUAUUAUAUUUGUUUGAAAAAAUAGGUUCUAUAAAAUCAAAUUUCUUAUAAAUUAAAAUAUGACGUAUAUUUGGGAACUUUUCCCCCCGUUUAUCCGCACAGCGCAAAUCAUAUAUGCGAUCAUACGCAUCAUGUGUUCGGGUGUUUGUCUUUGGCGUUAGCAACUCGCGACUUAUCUAAUUAUGUAAAUUCGAUUUAUUUCGAGUACUAUUCCCACUUAGCCGUCGUACUCGACAAGGUUUAAUCGUUGAUACUUACGGCGAAUUAAUAUAUUAUAUCGGCAGGGGGAGAAGGGACGUGAGCGCUGUUUCGGUCGUAAAUAGGCCGACGAGUUAAAACAAUUUCGCCGUAAGUUUAACACGUAUAGGCAUUACCUACGUCAGAAAAUUAAAUUAUUAUCAUUUUUUUUUUUUUUAUCAUGUGGUGGUCGUAUUGAUUCGACAGAAUCAGUCCAUCCAUAAUGGACGAUGCGGCGAUUAUGACGACGAUAAUGGCAAUUGCCCCAGGUAGAGGUAGUAGGGUAAAAUUUUUCCGGGUGUUUGGGGUUGACGGGAGGGUUGAAAUAUGGUUUUGGAGGCCAAUCGAACACGCGCACAGAGUAGAGCGUGGUGCGUGAAGCGCGCACCGUGUACCGGUGGCGUGUCGGUGCAGCGGCGGCCGGGUGGCGAGGCGGCCGUAUACGCCUAGACCGUCACUGGCGGGCGGCGGCGGCGGCGGCAGCGGCGGCAGCAGCAGCAGCAGCAGCAGCAGUAGUAGCAGCAGCGUCGUCGUAUAAAAAUCAAUACACCACCAACACGGAUCGCCGCCGCCGCCGCCGCCGACACAGACCACUGCUGCGGGUGGCAGACCGGCGGCGCGCGGGGACACCACCGCGAACGCCACCGCCCCCGACGACGAGCGCAGCGGGUCCCUCUGCCGCAGCCACCGUUGCUGCUGCCGCCGCCUACGGUAUAUACGAGGUCUUUAUACGACACGGCUUUACCCGUUUACACGCGCGCUCGUCCCGCCGCCGCCGCCGCCGCCGUUUUCAUCGUCGUCCGCAUCCUUCGCUUUUACUUUUGCGCGAUUUACCCCUCGCGGCCGCCGCCGCCGUGUAGUACCUAUACAACGACAACAGCUAGUACGCUAUUUCUCUUGAUAGCGUAUAAUUAUGACCAUUUCCGCGUUAUAAAAACUAUAUUAUUAUUAAUGUAAAUAAAAUAGGUAUACCAGUAGUGUCGGUGAGCAGUCGUGGUGUCGGGUGUUCCGCCCCCUCUCCUACCAUACCCUCCGCCAAUGUCGAGCGGCAAGCGGGGGGGGGAGAGGAAAAAAAAUCACUCGUUGACUCCACACGACGACGCAACGGCGGUUUAAUAAUUCAUAAAAUAUUAUGCCGCAGCCGCCGUGAUGUGGGGGUAAAAAAAGAAACCGUCUUUUCCUCUCCGACGGCGGAAUUAAACGUCACGCGUUUGACGUCGCGCGCGCUUUCCGUUUUAUUUAAUUAUAAACGUUGUACGCGGAUGAUAUUAAAUUUUUAUACGGUAUUCGUGCACUCGAACCAACGGCGUUAUUUGGCGGCGGCAGUGGGGGACAGUCGGGAGGGGAGGUGACUCGUAUACGUUCGCCCCGCUCUAUAGUAUAUUAUUAUUAUUUUUUUUUUAAGUCUGCAAUAAAUUUCGAUUUCGUGUGCCAAACAGGGGCGAUCAAUUCUCGACUAGAAACGCUGUAUCGUUAUCAUCUCGGAAGGCAUUGACUUUUUCUCGAAUUUCCGGGGAAAUGUAUGAAACAAAUUUAGUUACCAUUUUUUUUUUUUUUGUGAGGGUGGGGGUACAACGAUUACCUGCUAACGAAAUCGAAAAAAUCGUCAAAUAAAGUCGAUCCAACAACGGCGGAGAAAAAAUAAUCGAUUUUUCAGUUGGUAAUUUGGAUAAUAUCCGGCCCAGUCUAGCGAAUGCUUAAGUGACCCAUUUUCCGUACGGUCGGCGGCGAAUCGCGGUUUCACCCUAAUUUUAAUUUAACGUGUACGCGCGCGCAGUGCAGUUUUAUAGACGCGUGCCCAGGAUUUUCUCGUAGGGUUCGUCAAAUUUCGUUUGCCAACAACUCACCUAUAAUAAAUGUAAAAAAAAAAAAUAUUCGAAAAAAAAUAAAAAAAAUGUCCAAAACUUAAAUUGUUUGCAUUGUUAUCUUGGAAAACCGCGUUAUGCGCAUUUGACCGUUUUGUGUUCGUUUAGAGAGUGUUCAAAAACUCACGCGGUGUGGGAUUUGUGGCCUGAUAAAUCCCACCCCUUCCCACUCCUCUUUGGCUACGUGCCUGCGAAUUGUGCAUAUCGAUGGCUAUAUCGUCUGAACUGCUAUAAGAAGCCAAAAUCCGUACUUCCACUUUUUCCCGAAAUCGCAUUGUAAGUCCAUUAUUAAGUGAUAUAUCCCGGUGGACUUCGAUUUCGAUUCUAUACCUAAAACUGCUAUUACCUACUAUAAACCGACUUAAAGGUUUUUUUUUUUUUAUUUUAUCUUUUAGCUCGACGCGGGUUUCUUAGUGUUCGAAUGUAACAAGUCCUAGAAUAAUGAUAUGUGGAAUGCUUUUUAAGUAUAGUUUAAAUACGCUUUAUUUCUGUCAAAAAUCGAUUAAACACUUUUAAGACAAUUUUAAUGCGCCUAACAAUCAUUUUAGUACGUAUUUAUUUGUCCUUCAAAACCAGACAUGUCAAAAAUUAAAAAAAUUAAAUAUGUAUAAAACCUAUUUAUAUUAUAUAUUCCAUCGUCACCAAUCACAAAUACUCCAUAAUAAGUAAAAACAAACAAAUACAAACAAACAUAAUAAUAAUAAUUUAAUUCUUAUAGCAUAUAUGCAUUUUACAAUAAUAGUAUCAGUGCAUCAGUUGUAAAAUCGAAAAACUACAAUAAUUUAUAAUAUGAACAUUACGAACUCUAUGUAAUACAAAUUUCGCUAGGUAUAACUAAUGUGGUGUUUUAUAAAAUUGAAGAACCAAAAACGGUCGUCCUCCGAGUUUUAUACGUAUAACUUUUGAUGAAUUUUUUUUCCAGAGUAGUUGUCAAAAACUUAAAGAGAGGGUUGUAACCAUAUUCAUCCCUCCCUUAACUACUUAAGCCUGGUUGUACUUAUUAUGACGGAUAGAAUACGUUGACCGUGUCCAUUUACCGUUCGCGUAAUGUAUAAGUGAGAAUAAACGACUGUUAAAUUAAAUUAUAUUAUGCCGUCUGUAUAAUAUUAUGUAUAUAUGUAGGUACGUAGAUCUUUUAUCAUCAUUUUACCUCAAAAAACGCCUUCUUUAAGAAUUAAUAUUUUGUUCUGUCUUCACGAAACCCUUCGAAAAACCCUUUUACGUACUAACAGUGGCGUCUUUGGUUCGUAUCCUAGGGGUAAGUUUGGCAGGAGAAAUUGCACGAUCCACUUUAAUAUUUUUAAAUUUGUAUAAUUGCCAUUUGAUUUUAAUACACUAAAAAUCUAUGGAGUCCGCGAUUAGUUUUUGCCGUAUAAAACAGUGUUAACAAUCGAAUUACAAUCACGUCCUCUUUAGAAACAUUUUUUUUUUUGUAACUAAUAAAUCAUACAUUUUACGAAUUAUAACAUCAAAAAAAAUUGAUUUUUUUUUUCAUGCAGGAAAAUGUAUUUGUCGUGUUAUCUUCACUUAUUCCGGUUUAUGAUCAUGUCAAAGCCGCGUUAAACCGUAGUAGCACUUCUAAGUAAUCCCUGUGAUCCAUAUUGAUCGAUAAUAGUUUAUGGAUUUUUCGAUACAUUACCAGAGAACUAAUAAUUAUUAUCAGUCGAUGAAUUUUUUAAUUAACCCGCUCCCUAAAUAAAAACAAGUCGUAAAUACGCCACUGGUGACAUUUAUGUUAUUAUGCCAUAGGUAACAUAGGUAGGUCGUAGUUAUAAUUUUGCAGCGUUUUUUAUUUUAGAUUUUAAAUACAUACGAUUUAUAAUUUUCCAAUAUUUGAAUUCACUUUAAAUAGAUCAUUGGCGAUAAGUUUUUUCAUACUACAUACAAUAGAUUUAUCCCCGUAAAUGACGAUAAUCGUGUUCUAUUGUGUUCGUAUAAUUUUUAAUAUCCACAAUAAUAUGUAUCUACCAUUAUUAUGUAUAAUAUGGCGUAUUAUAAUCGUUUCCCAGUGAAUAUCGUUAAAUCUGAUGUGUAUCUAUACCGAAAAUAAUCGUUGUAUAUCAUAUUUUGAUGUAUCGCGUUUGCGAAAUAGUGUAGAAUUUUUUUUUUUUUUUUUUUGAUGAAAACUACCCAUCCAUUAACAUUCGAAACAACUUAUAAAAAAUAUAUAAUCUAAUAUUAUUAUGCCCGGAAAAUUAUAUUCAUAUGUAAUACACUGGUAAUGAGGGCGAAAGGUUAUACAUUUAUAAUUUGAUUUGUACUUUAAAACUAAAAUUAAUAUUUAUUAAUCCAUGCACUAUAAUAUUAUCUAGGGGACUAUACACGUUCGUGGUUAAUAAAGUUUAAUUAUUGUUGAAAAAUUAAUAAUGUUAAAUGUUCAGUAUUCGGUGCUAAUACUGUUAUUAACAAAUGAAAUUCCAAUGUUGUUUUAUGGAAAAGAAUGCCCGUUGGUUUUUUAGAAUUGACAUAUUUUAUGCAGGUAUGUAUUGAAAAAAACGUCUCCAAUCAUUAUUCGUCUGAACGAUGAUAUCCAUAUCCAUAUAUUAUAAGGAGAUUCUAUUAGGGAAAAAUAUAUAAUACACGCUCUCCUCUCGGUAAUCCUAAACAAAUAUUUUACUAUGUACUCCAAUGUAAUUUCGAAAACAAACAAUUUACCUAUACAUACGUUCAUUUUGAAACGUAUACCGUUCCAUACAUUAGGUACAUCCCAACUGUAAUGCAAUAUUCUGUUAAUGCAUAUAUAGGUACCUACAACAUUUGACCUUUUCUUUAAUACUAUUUGCGUAACAAACAUCUUAAAUUUUAAGUUUAUAACAAUAUAUUUUACGUGGCAAUUUCCAUUUCUAUAUUUCAACGCCGUUGUUAUUCGCGAAAUAAUAAUAAUUAUUCAUUUUUUCAUCGUAUCGUUAUUAUUUUAAUAAAAUUCCUUUAAUACGCUAAUACAUAAAUCCGAGGUUUCGAAAUAAUAAAACAAUUUUUAUUCGUGUUUAAUAGUAUUAUCUACUAUAAGUACAGUAUAACCCGAAUGACGUAAUAACACAAUUUUUUUUAAAAUUUAUUCGUAAUGAUUGACUACAAUUGACUGUAAUUGAUUACAAUUCCGAGUAUCUUUCCAUAAAAUAGAAUUCAUGACGUCAUUGAUAUUAUUAUAUAAACAUGAAAUAAUAUGUAAUGUUGACGGAACUAUAUAUAACAUUGUUGAGACACCCGGAAUUAAGGAUAUUCGAAUUUCUUAUUCUUCGACUGCGGCAGGUAAAUUUACAAUUAUUUUGAAAAACAAUUGUUAAUUUUAGCACUUGAACGCAUUUGAAUAGAAAAUGAAAAAAUAAAAUGUUGGUUUUUUAUAUUAUGAUAAAAAGUGAAACUGAACAGCUACGAUUACAAUAUUAUAUUGAUGGAUUUGUUUUUAUUUACGUGGUAUAUAUACCUACAAUAAUUAAUCUUAAACAUUAUAUUUAUUUCCAGGAAAAUUCAAAGCCAAAUGAUAUCGGCAAGUUUGGAGACAAAAAGAAGUGGAUUAACGAUCCAAAUAGUAAGUAUCAAUAUUAAUUAUGUUUGCUUUUCCAGUCCUCCAGAACGUUCCAUUUGCGGAUGUGGUUAAAAGGACAGUUUUGCAUAAUACUGUACCUGCAUAAUAUAUUAUGUACUAUAUAGGGUGUUCGAACGUUUUAAAAUUUGCAUUUUAAUAGUGUUGUGACAGAAGAAUUAUUACAUUUGUUCCGAAAAUAAUCUCCAGAGUGCAAUAAAAAGCAUUUUACGACUGUACACGUAAAUGGGAUGUAUGCCAUUUUCUUAUACGAUGGAAUUAAAACUGGAAGAGCAUUUCAUAAGACCGAAGUACUUGUGGGUCUUCAUAACCUAAAACUUAAAAGUCUUCUUAUAGCUAGUCGGGUUUCGAGUUUGUGUAUAUAUGUCUUAUAGCUAGGGUGUCACUGGGUGUGGCGCAUUAUCGGUACCUAAGGUACAGUAUAUACCUACCUAAUACUUCAUUUUUUUUUUUCUAAACAUCAUUUUUAUAUUAAAAAAAAAAGUGGGCGCGGUUCUAAUAAUAUGUCUUCCGUAUUUGACAGGUUAAAGAGCUAACCGUGUGUAUAGCUAACCUACCGAAAACGCUUAUAUAUACUUCAAUUGUCGGGUAUCGACCAGGUUUGUGUUUGUAUAUUAAGAAGGGACUAUGGGUACACACAAGUGGUGUAGAUAAUACAUCUAAAAUAUUAAUAUUCAUUACACGUACCUAUUGUGUUUUCUAUUAAAUUUUGGAAAUGUUAAUGGUCCCUUCCUAUUUUCAUAAAUAUUCUAUCAAAAUUCGUUUGGGUAGGUAGGUAUUGUAUUUUCAGCAUAUACCUAAAGUACUUUUAUAAAGUAUGUAGGUAGGUAGAAGGUCGAUUUUUAUGAUGAUGCAAUUUUGAAUUUCGUUUAUAUUUUGAAAUGCAUAACAAUUUCUAAUAAAUAUUGAAGUUGUAAAAUUAUUGUAAUCGUCUGUAUACAUCAUAAAGAUUUACAUAUUGUUUACAAUUUAAAUAUUUCACAGCGCUAAAGUUUUAAAGCAUAAUUCAAAUAUUAAUUGUUUGUAACAAAUAUUUUUAUACAAUUUUCAACUUUGAAUGUAAAUUAUUAAAAACUAUAAUAAAUAAUAUAAUUAUUGUAUUAUUCAUAACAUUUGUUAUUUAAACAAAAGUUAAGUAUAGUUUUUAUUUUAAUAUUAAGAAUUCUUCCACACCGUAAAUACUAAAUAAAUAUAUGUACAUAUAUUUUUUUUAAAUAAAAAAGGGUGUGUUUUUCGAUAUUUAAAAAAUGAAUCUAUCGACAAAAAUACGGUUUUAUAAUUUUUUUCAUUUCUGAUAUAUAUAGUAGAUAACAAUAAUAAAAGAAGCCCAGCAGUCGAACUUUUUAAAAUAAUUUUUUUGAAUAAUUUAUAAAUGUGUUUGUAUUUUGUUAUAUUAUAAACGAAGGGAAGAGUGUUGGUUUUACCUUGUUUUUAUUUCUGUUUGUAAACAACAUUUCUGUUGUUCUGAGAUUCAUUAUAAGUUGUACAUAAUGAUAAAAAAAAAAAGCUAAACAUGUUAUAGUAAUUUUUGUUUAUAUCGUUUAAAGUUUAAAGUUGUAUGAACAUUGUAAAAAUAACUGCAUUUCAAAAAUUGUUUAACCGAACUUCACUCUUUUUUCGUUUUUCAUUAGGUAGCUUGAUUUAUCAUUACAUACCUAAAUAAAUAAUUAAAUUUACUCUAUUUAUUCUACCUUCUCAACUUCCCUCCCACCCAUAACAGCGGUACACCUAUCAGCAUUAUCAGCCUUUUUUUUCCUAUUUCACUAAAUAUUUGUGUUUAAUUUCAGGUGACCUGUGCACACCGCUACGAUGCAAGAAAAAAGAAUUGUGUUUAUUAGAAGACGCAUACACCGCAGUGUGUGUAAGUAAAAAAGAAAUCCAUAAGAAUGGAGAUGUGGUCAUUAGUCGAGAGAAAUUUAUGGCCGAAGAAGCAGCUCGUAAAAAGGCUCUAGAUGAGGCUUUAGCUGAAGAUGAGGAUGAUGAUGAUGAUGACGAUGACAUCGAAGAAGACGAAGAAGAUGAUGAUGAUAUAUUUUACGAUAGCGGCAUUAGUAGUUCGUUGUCAUCAAAUAAGUAAAUAAAUUUAUUUUUUUUCUAUAAUGCAAUAUAACUGAUAAACAGUAGAACCUAAAUUAAUGCACCUUGUAAUCUUAAUUUUAUUUAUAAUCAAAUCUAGUUAACCAGUAAAUCUAUUAACAUAUAUUUAUUUUUAUGUAUAAUAUUUACUUCUAUUUGGAUUUGGAAGGGGAGUGUAAUAACGUUUUAUAAACUAGGUAACAAUAUGAGUCAUUGACCUAAAUCCAAUUCUAAUGUAACAUUCAAAUUUUUGUAUAUUUAUAUGGUGGAAACUUGUGUCUGCGUCUAAAAAUUGAAUGACGGUUCUACAUGUAUUAUAUUUUCUUAAUUAAACUCAUUUUAGAUCUUAAUAUCUAAUUAUACCUUCAUAAAUCUAUUGGUAAUAAAUAUUUAUUAAAAUAUUAAAUAAUUGCAUAGAUAUUCAAAUUUUUUUUUCUCACAACAAGAAAGUUAUUUUUCAAAUAUAUCAUUUAGAAUCACUAUGUGUAUAACCUUUUUUAUUUUUCAUAAAUAGUUGAAUACAACACAUAAUUUGGCCAAUACCAUAUAUAUAAACUUGUAUAAUAUAAUGUUUACCUAAUAAAAUGGUUAUGUUUUAAUGAUAUAUUGUGGGUUGAUCAUUUUAUAUUGGAUCAUCCCACAUUGAAUAGUUUCACAACUUUCUCGCAUUAAAAAAAUAGGAAGACAACAAUUGAGUUUCAUUUAAAUAAAAUAUUUCUUUUGAAAUUCUUUUCAGAUAUAUGAAUAAAAUUAUUUAAUAGUUAAUAAAAUUAAUCAAAUUGUUACAGUAAUAAACAUAGAAGAUAUUUUUACUCUAUUACUUUUAGUAUUUUGUUUGACAAUCAUUUUAUGAAUAUGGAAAUAUGUAUUUUCAAUUUAAUAUUUUUAAUAUUCUAUUAGGAUUUAAGAGACAAGCAAUUAUUUAAUAAUUAAAUUCAUUGUGAUCAGUUCAUAUGUUGAAUGUUGUUAAGACUAAUGGUACCUAUUUAAUGACUACCUUUAUAAUUUUGAUGAUACUAAUGCAAUUUAAAUUUACAGUAGGUGCAAUCCAUGCCCUGUAAUGAAACCUACAUUCUUAUGUGGUUCUGACAACCGUACUUAUAGCUCGCUAUGCCGUUUAGAUUAUCAUAAUUGUCUUCACACAACCAACAUAAAAGUAAACUGCAAAGGAUUCUGUCCGUGCAAAGGUAUCUAAAAUAAACAAAUACUCUAAAUAGAUUACAUUCAUAAACCGUUCCUUAAAAAUAUUAUUAUGAUUUUUAACUAUUUUUUCUUUUAGAGCAAGAAGAUGUUGAACGAAAAAAACAAAAACAAGCUGAACGUAUGACAAACUUUAUGAACAAAUAUAAAGCAACACUGGAAAGUGAGAAGUUGAAACAGAGUACUGCUGCUCCGGUAUCCAAAUAUGAAGAAAAAUACAUUUUUGCACCAGAAGAUUUCAAGUAUGAGAACAAACACUACAAAUAUAUUAAGUACAUCAAAAAUAAUAACCAGAUAUCCAAGGUUAGUAAAUUAAGUUAUUUAAAAAAAAUUACUCUAAUAUGCAUAUUAACUUUACUUAUAGAAUUCUAUUGUGGAACCAAUAAAAGAUAAACGUCAUGAAAAUAUAGAUAAUGAAAUAAUUGCAACAAACCAAGUAUCUCAUCCUUCUUGGAAUAAGGACUGUCCGCCAUCUGCAUUGCACUCAAUGGGUGAUCGCUUAUUGGAUUGGUUUUCAGUAAUCAUGGCUGAUGCCAAACGUAGGCGUACAAAGAAUAAAGGAAAAGGUAAUACGUAAUAUAGAAUCAAAUUUGAUUAAAUACAUUAUAUACUAAUUUGGGAUGGUUUGUAGCGGUUAAAUUCAUUAAUGGAUGUAAAUGGGAAGUUCGUUGGAUGUAUCAACAUCUGGACUUAGAUUCAGAUGGUAAAUUGUCAUUACAAGAACUUUAUGACUUGGAACACGACAAAAAUGAAAUGUGCAUUAAACCAUUCUUGGAUACUUGUGAUACUGACGGGUAUGGAUUUCAAAUGAUUAAUAAACCAACAAAAUUAUUAAGUUCAAUUGGUUCUGUUUUUAUUUUAGUGAUAUUUUUGUAACUCCUUAUGAAUGGUGUCAAUGUUUUGACAAAACUGAUCGUCCAUGCACAGCUAUCAAACACAGAAUAUCACCAAAUUCUUUAGGUAAAAAUUUGCUAUAUACUGCAUUAUAUUUAUUUUUGAUUCUAUUAUUUUAUUCUAUAAAUUUUAUUUUUAGGUGUAUAUGUGCCUGCUUGUGACGCUGAAGGAUAUUAUGAGCACACACAAUGUCAUUCUGCAGUUGGUAUGUGCUGGUGUGUAGAUAAACAUGGUGUAGAAGUACCAAACUCACGCGUUAGAGGAAAACCAAAUUGCUGUAAGUUUAUUAUAGGUUAAACUUACUAAAUAUAUAGCAUAUAAACACAAACUAAAAUUUGAAUAUGGUGUUAAACAUGUAGCAGCUUUAUGGUAUGGUAAUGAAGAUAAUCAAAAAAACAAAUCAAUUGACAAUGGAGUUAUAGAUAGUGACACUGAUAUGGAUGAUGAGGAUGGAGAUUCAGAAGUUGAAGGAAGUGCAGAUCAGUCAUUAGAAUUUUAAACAAAGUCAUAAUCACUGGUAAUUUAAAAUGUAUAAUAUUUAUAAUAUAAAAAUUUAAUAUAAAGAAUUUAGUUUAUAAAAGGUUUAUACUGGAGUCAAUUUUAGCUCAUGUGUUUUAGCCGUUAGCUAUAACGUAGAAUUGGUUAUAUUUUUCUAGUGUUUAUAUUGUUUAAAUUAUUUUUAAUUUAAUUUAUCUAUAAAUGUAAUGUAGAUAAAUUUAAUAAUGUAUGAUAUGUACGUAAAAAUUAGUUAUUAACUUAUUAACUACUUUGCAAUCACUUUUCAAGUUGAAUGGGAGCUCUAUUAUAAAUAUCAGCAUUUCUUUCACCUAUGUGAGAUUUACCGGCAGUAGAUAGAAAAUGGCCAGUGUCCAACAAUUGUAUCAAUAUGUCCACACAAUUGAACACUGGCCACCAGCAAUCAACAAUAGCUGAAUACACUAGUCGUGUGGGAUCAACCUUAUACUAAACAAAUGUAUAUAAUUCUAUAAAUUUGAAAGGUCUUAUUUAAAUCUGCUUGGAAGCCUUAUUGACUGAUUACUAACAUCAAUUAAAUUAAUAAAUACUUCAUUUUUACUAUAAUGAUACUGUAUAGUCAUUAAUUUUCUUCACUUAGCUGAUAAUAAUGGAAUCUAUAAAACAUAAAUAAUGCUAAUGCAAUUUCCUAAGUGUAACCUACUUUCUUUUUGUAUAUGGUUUAAGUUAAACAUGAAUAUACUUUUAAAUAUAAAUUAUGAAUUUAUGUUCUUUUUUACUUCAGAAAUAGCCAAAUCCCUUUGCAUUUUCAUUCAUUACUGUGAAUAUUUUAAUCAAAAAACUUUGUACAUAUUAUUACAAUUUAUUACAAUAUUAAAUUGUCGUACCCUUGUUAUUAAUCAAAUAAAAUAAUUAAAAUUUAUAUCAUAAUAACAUUAUACAUUUCAGAACAACUACCAAACAGUUAUAAUUAUUUUCCGAAAACAGUGAAAAGCGAACAAAAGUGUCCAAGUUCACAACUAUCAAAACCUUUAGUUAUAAGGCAACUUUUAGAUACAAUGCUUUUUUUUUUUUACAAACUACAUAUUUAUUAGUAUUAUAGAUUAGGUUUUAUGCUGUGUAUGUGUUCUAAAAUUAACAAUAAAAAACUUACUUAACUCAAUAGGAUUAACAAUAUGUGUACUCAAAAGUAUUUUACAUAUUAUUAUACAUAAGACAUUAUUAAUAACUACCCUAGUAAAUGUGCGGUUGUGUGUAUAUCCAAUUGUUUUAUUAAUGUAUUUAAAAAAAAAAAAUAUAUAUCGAUAGAUAACGGAUUAAUUUUAUUCCUCCUCCCCUCCUACCUCGUGCCAUUUGAUUUCUACUAAACCCUAUCCACUAAUAUGUUAUAUACUUACAUUAAGUAGGUUAUUAUAUUAAUUAUAUUUGUUUUUUUUUUUAAUAUAUAUACAGUAUAUUUAUAAUUUAUAUUUUCAUUUGUAUGAUUUAUAAAUAAAAUAGUGUAUUGCACUUUAAUCUUACGGUUUUUUUUUUGUAUGUUUUGUAAGCAGAAUAUGCAAAUUAAUCCUGUAAUUUAACAACACCGUAAUCAUUAUACAUAAGGACAUUUUUGUUUUUUUUUUUUUCUUCGUAGAUAGCAAUAUUAUAGUAUUAUUAUUUAUAGCAAUGGACGAGCAAUAGAUUACAUAAAUAAUACAAUAAUUUUUGUUGUUUCUCAUAUUAAAAUACUCAUUACUUAAUAUGUAUUUGUGUCCCACAAUACAAAUAUUAUUACUAAUAGUUAGUUAAUUUGUGAAAAUUCAUCAUUCUAGUUAGAUAAUAAUUUUAGUGAUAUUUUUGUCCAUUUAUAAUUACUAAGAAUAUCUAUUACUAUGAAAUACAAAAUAUUGUACUAUUCACAUUCGCAUAUUUGCCGUCCAUGAUUUUUAUUUGUGUUCUUAUUAUAAUUUUUUUUAUUUAUUAUUUUUUUUUUUUUUGUUACCAAUAAUGUAUGAUUCAGAUUUUGUAUUGAUUAUAAUAUUCUUAUUAAUGUCUGAUUAAAGGAUUCACACUGAACCGACAUUCACAGGCUAGUACUAGGGUCCAUAAAUCCUUACCAAACAUUUCAGGGAAAAUUCACAUUUUUUUCACUUUUCACUGACAAUUAUAAUUAACAACACUUCAGUUAACUAUGUAUGAGUAGUUUCUCCUGAAUUGUUUAUUUUAAAAUAAUGUUUUUAAGCACUUGUCCAUCAAACCAUGGUGGCUAUUGCUAUAGAUGAUUCUAACAAAAACACAAUUUAUAUUUUGGAUUAUUUGAUAAAUUGAGUAUGAAUUUUGUUUAUGCGUCUCUUUUGAAGAUAAUGAAGACAAAUUUUGUAAUUAAGCCUCAAUUACAUUGGGAAAAUUCACUAAUACACUACUCGUUAUUAAAUUUACUUACUCGUGAUACUGCAGAAAUAUAGUACAUUCCAUAUAUUAUUUAAAAUACAACAAAUUAAUGAUGACCCUGCAGAUUAACCAAUUAAAUUAUAACACUAAAACAAACAUUUUUGUAUUGUCACAAUAUGUAUGAAUAUGUCUGAUUGAGCGAACGAGUUCAAAUGUAAUCAGACAAAUUGCUACAUAAUCACUUGCACACAACUUUUUUCACUGACAAGUGGCAAAUAAAUUUAUCCAAUAUAUUCCAGGAUUUACUUUAGAAUAUCUUUGUGUUAGAUUAAUAUUUUUGUAAAUUACAUCAAUCUAUAUUCUUUUUUGGUUAAUAAACGUCAUACCCCAUUAACAUAAAUCUUGCUGACAUCAACAGACAUGACACACUGACAAAGCAUUGUUUUAUAGAACGUUUGACCCAGGUAGUGUGUGUGUGUGGUGUUGGUAUGUUUGAUAUAAAUCAGAACAUAAAUUAAUAACUGAAUGAUAAUUUGUUGGUUUGGUGCAGGUCCAGUACUGAUUUAAAAAUGUCAGUUCAGUGUGAAUAAUCUCCUAAUACAAAAAAUGUAUUUAUCUAAUAAGAUUUUCCACUAAAGAUUUAAAAAGAAUGAUUUGUACUAAAUCUUUUAAUAAUUACAAUGUUGAAUCUUUUUGUUACUCAAAAGUUUAAUUAGGUCCAUUUCUGCCAUUAUAGAUGACUUGUUGUUGUAUAGUUGUUUAGAGUUGUGUUUAUUAUUGACUUUCUUAUUUUCCCACAUCACACCAGUGGGUUUUAAUUUUAUAAUUUUGAUUAUGAUUUAUUAUUAUUAUUAUUAUUAUUAUUAUUAUUACUAUUAUUAAUUAUUAUUAUGUUUAUUAGGUAAUAUUAUUUAUUGUAACUUAACAUUAUACAUGAUUCGGUACUAGCUAACAUGAGAUCAUUUUACUAUUAUCG
Molecule: messenger RNA, 42422 nt
Organism: Cinara cedri
Lineage: Eukaryota; Metazoa; Arthropoda; Insecta; Hemiptera; Aphididae
Source: the annotation of a GenBank genome assembly